Anopheles merus is the source of this 3024-nucleotide messenger RNA. RefSeq names its product ceramide phosphoethanolamine synthase (gene Cpes). Bases 563 to 1735 code for a protein of 390 amino acids. Gene Ontology annotation, cellular component: membrane. The transcript has a single exon. Lineage: Eukaryota; Metazoa; Arthropoda; Insecta; Diptera; Culicidae. Gene Ontology annotation, molecular function: phosphotransferase activity, for other substituted phosphate groups. The record is from RefSeq and is a predicted model, not a curated record. Gene Ontology annotation, biological process: phospholipid biosynthetic process.
UAGAACUGCUGCGAACAGAACAGGCGCAACGAACGAACCCCCACGUCCCUUCCCUCCGCCACCCCGCCGUUUUAUUGUGAGGCACAUCGUGGGUGUGCCCGGAUCGCGAAGGAAAGGACGCUAGCACCGAGGCGACCGAACGAACAAACGAACGGGAGCAAAACGAACGGUUCUUAGUAGUAGUCGUCGUCGUUGUCGUUGUGUUGGUCGUGGUAGUAGUGGUGUUUUAGUCAUUGUCCACCUGUCAGCCAGGGACCACAGGGACCGUGUCAGAGUCGCGCUGGUCAGUUAGUCUUUUCUGGUCGAUUGUCACACACACAAUCCUUGAAGUCUGGGAAGUGUACCCAAUAGUUGUUAAGUUAAGUUGUUGUUAUCAACUCCAUAGGGAAGUGGGAAUAUAAUUGUAGGUUAACUAAAGAGAGAGAGAUAAAUAGGGAACGAUAAGGUUAAACAUAGUGAAAUACAUCUAGGAAAGGUUUUUUUUGUUUUAACGUAUUGUUUGAAGGACCAAAUAGUAAUCCUAUUUAUAGUAGAACGGUACACAACACGCGUAAAAACAACCAUGGUGGGUCCGAGUUCGCAGGUCAGCAAGAUACUGCUGUCGCUGCUGUUUCUGCUCAUCGCGUUCUUCGCCUGGAUGGACGUGAACCUGUACAUUCGCAUCCAGGACUAUCCGAUCCGGGACACCGAUCCGUUCCUGCUGGCCGCCAACAGCACACUGCUGAAGCCCGCCUCCGCCGGUAGCCACCCGAGCACGGUCACCUCACCCCUGCUUGCCGCGUCCUCCUCGAUGCCGCUGCAACUGAACCGACACAUCGUGCGGUACGAAGAUGUGGCCUGGGUCAACUGUGACCUGAACCCGCUCUGUGACGUCACCGUCAAAGCGAUGAUGCUGGACCACACGAACCACUACCUGUUCGCACCGAUCGCGACGAUCGUCGACAAUGUGGCCGGCUUUUCCCAGGGCGAUCUGGUCACCCCGAACAUGAUCUCCUUUUUCCACGUGUUCGUCGCGAUCGCGGCCGGCCGGAUGAUUGCGUCCGAUUCGCUCGGCUACCGGCGGAUCGGGGUGGUGCUGUUCCAGUUCCGCACCUUUCUGGACGAUCUGGACGGGCAUGUGGCGCGGGCGAAGAAGCACAUCCGCGGCGAACGGUCGGACAUUGGUUCGGCGGGCUACUACAUCGACGGGAUCUGCGACGGGCUCGGGUGCAUUGCGCUGAUGAUUGGGGUGUUUGUGUUUCUGAAAAACAAUCCACCCAGACGGGGGUACACCCAGCUGCAGUCGAUCAUACCGGUGUCGGAGUCGAAGUCCGGGUCCGAGUCGGGCGUCAUUUACAAGGUCAAGGUAACGACGAAGAAGGUCGCCCGGAAGGUGCUGUGCUACACCGGCAUGCUGGUGCUCAGCUCGACCGGCUGGAACCGGUACAUCGCGAUCUACCAGGAUAUGCUCGAGCGGGAGAACGUGACGCCGGCCCAGUACCUGCACCAGGAGUCGGUGUUCCGGUCGACCGGGUUCUUCGUGAUUGCCUGGCUGUGGCGCAUCUUUAACGUGCACGCGCUGCUCCACUUUCUGCUGCUGAGCGUGUUCUGUGAUAAGCUGUGGGAGUACCUGCGCAUGAUCCAGUACGCCGGGUACGUGGCGCUGCUCGUGAUCAUCAGCUUCGCCGAGAUGCAUCUGCUCGGCGUGCAGACGUUCAUCUACAAAUCGCUCACGGUCAACAAUACCUCGUUGUGAUUGCGCUAAACAUUGCGCAAAAAAGCGCCAGGGGGCUUGUUAACAAUUAAUGUUUUAUUAACUUUUUUUUUAUUUCAGUUUCAUGAUUUAUUGUAUUUUGUGUUUGUGUUCCCCACACACGUGUGUGCCCACGUGUAUGUGUGUGUUUAUGAUUAUAUUAUACAGGCGUGCGGUGUGUAAGUGUAAGACAUUUGCACCCCAAACCCCCUCCCUUUUCCGUUACUGAAUCAUUACGAAAACCACGAAAUUAUUAUCAACAAAUGCUAAAACAAUAAGCAGCCCUCCCUUCCUUAUUAAGCCUUAAGAAGAAGCGUUUAAAGCAGGUGUGAAUGGAUUAAGUUGCGCGCUCGAACCUAGUAAGAGUAUUGCAAUUGCAUUCGGACGGUUAGGACGUCCGUUAUGUAUGUGUGUGUGUGUUUUUGUUUUAGAUGAGAUCAUUGUAUAUCUACAUAUUAUGUAUGUGCUGUAUAGUGUGAUACAAGCGCGAACCGGACGCGUCUUAUAUUUAUCGUGAGAGAUAAAGUGCGUCUGCAGAGCAAUUUGUCGUAAAAAAAAAUCAAAACCAGCCUUCAUUACUAUUAGUACGAUCCUUUCUAUCUAUAUAUAUAUACUAUACAUUUCUACAUGCGCGCGUGUGCGUGUUUAUGCUGUAUUUUAGUAAUCUGUUUUCUAGUACAUCAGUGUACAGUGUUGUAGUAGCAAGCACCAAGCCGCUCAGAAAGCAUGCAGAGGGCGCUAGAGAGUUCUUUAUUAAUUGAAAAAAGCAACAAGAAACCAAUUGUGUACAGUGAUUAAUGGCUAAUAUUUGUACUGAUUUUUUAACACACCGGUGUGGAAUAGUUUUAUAUUUCUAGGCAAGAGGUUAUUUUCUCUCAAGUACCGCUACUACUAUGGAAGUGUGUGUGUGUGUGUGUGCGUGUGUGUUUGUAAGAACAUCCACUGAUAAAUUCUGUCAGCUGGGUCAGCGCGCUUACCCUUCUGGUCGCCUUGUUGUGUAAUUUGUUAGCAGCUAAAUAAUGCAGUUCAGCGCCACACUCACUAAUCACACUACUAGCAAAUACACAGGCAAACGGGGGUGCGUUCAUUAACGUGUUCUCUACUAAUCAACAAGCGGUAUAAAUAAGUUUGCCCUCCUUAUGUGCUGUCCCUCUCCUUUCCCCCCCCCCCGGAACCGGGGAGGAUUUUUUGUGUCCUUUAGUCCUCGUUCGUCGGUCCAUUUCCCUGGACAGCAUAACAAAUCGACGAUGGGGCAUACACGGCUUGUUCUUAACAUUUAACCGUGACUUUAA